UUUUUUCCCCAUCUUAGAUUCUCGUCGAAUCCCGGUAAAUGAUUUCUAUCGGAUUCAUUACAUACUUUAGUUUUUCAUCUUUUAUUUUAAUUGAUCUUCGAUUGCAUAUUUGCUAUUAUAGAAUAAUAAUGAGUAAUAAUAAAACAUGCGCUUUCAUCAUUGAUGAUGGCGACCGCGCAAGACAAAUCGAAGAUAUGGCUUUUUUCCAUGAAUCUUCAACUUUUGCAAUCCGCAGACUUUUUAUCAUGAAAUUAAGAAAUUCAAUCAAAAAGGAUUCCAAGGUUGUUCAUGGUCGAUAUAUUCUGGUCAAAGCAAUUUUACUGCAAGAACUUUCACUUCACGCGAGAGAGGAUCGCGGGACAAUGGUGGGGGAACGAAGAAAUUUAGAUUUGAGUUUCAAUGCGAAUCUAGAACGUCGCGCGUACUGACGUGAUGAACAUCACGUAGCAUUGAUGUGUUUGAGUUUGAUCAAUCGAACUGGCGAUUGUGCUUUGCGAGGAAGACUUCUCUCUACGUCGCGUUAUCAGAAAAUCUUCCCGGCUCGGUAUCUCCCGCUCGAUCGAAAGUACGAACUUCGACUGAUACACUUCCAAUCAUCUGCCAUGAGGAAUUUCACUUCCUGCCUAGCUGUGAUCACGUUAACAAUGUUCGCCAUCCUUUUCGCUCUAACCGAUAGAAGUACAGCUCAGCUCCCGGAACCUAAAGCGCCUAAUUUCCAAUACUUUGAACGGCCAAGAUAUCGCUAUCCAUAUUACGACGAGAAUGGCAAGGGAAAGCUGUUGUACGGUUACGGCGGGCCGGAAUUAUAUCAAUAUAAAACUUAUAGCGCUUUGGAAGGAAUCCAUUAAUAUAAAUAACUUUUUUUUUAUCAAA
Messenger RNA from Linepithema humile (Argentine ant), 873 nucleotides. RefSeq lists its product as uncharacterized. The record is from RefSeq and is a predicted model, not a curated record. NCBI's taxonomy places the organism in Eukaryota, Metazoa, Arthropoda, Insecta, Hymenoptera, Formicidae.